Messenger RNA from Cucumis sativus (cucumber), 1397 nucleotides. Its product is annotated as amyloid beta A4 precursor protein-binding family B member 1-interacting protein. NCBI's taxonomy places the organism in Eukaryota, Viridiplantae, Streptophyta, Magnoliopsida, Cucurbitales, Cucurbitaceae. Bases 310 to 1188 code for a protein of 292 amino acids. The transcript has 2 exons. The record is from RefSeq and is a predicted model, not a curated record.
UGAAGGAAACUGAGUCCCUAUCCCUAUCCCUAUCCCCAAUCCCAAUUAUGUGAUUCUGUCUUUAACAUGAAACUCAUAAAUUAAUCAAUCUCUCUUUUGCCGUUAUUUUUUAAAAAAAUUAUAUUGUUAUAGUUAAAUUUAUUUUUGAUUUUGCACAGUUUUCAUAACAAACUGCGUUAUGGGAAAAUUUAAUUUAGAUAAGGAUACACAAACACAUAUAUGAUGCUCUUAUCCUGGAAAGUAUAAAUAAGUGUAAAAGGAGUAUAACCCUCAAACUUAAUUCUUUCUACUUCUUACUAUCAUUACAUUAUGAAGAAGGGUUGGAUUUUACUUCUGUUUUUUAUGUUUCUUAACCUUACUUUUUAUAAUGGUUUCUCUAAGCCUCUUCUUCUUCACAACAACAAACUUCAACCUGCUGUUGUUGUUGGUACGGUCUUCUGUGACACUUGCUUCCAACAACAUCUUUCCAAUUCUCACCAUUUCAUCUCAGGUGCUAGAGUUGAAGUAGAAUGCAGAGAUGAAAAAACCCCCGAAGCCAGUUUCAAACAGCAAGUUAAAACCAACAAAAAUGGAAAAUUCAAAGUUGUUUUGCCGUUCUCAAUUGCUAAACAUGUUAAGAAAAUUGAAAGCUGUUCUGUUAAAUUGAUCAAAUCCAGUGAACCCUUCUGCUCUGUGGCCUCCUCUGCAUCUUCCUCUUCUCUCCAAUUAAAAAACUCAAAGAACAAAAAUGGAGUCCGCAUUUUCUCUGCCGGAUUUUUCACUUUCAAGCCUUUGCAACAACCCACUUUGUGCAAUCAAAAGUCUAACCCACAGCUUCCCUUUCCGCCGCUUGUUCCGCCCGUAAUUCAGCCACCCUCGUUUUUUCCGCCCAACCCCCUGCAGCCGACGCCACUCGUUCCCAACCCCUUUCAGCCGCCGGCGCCAUUGAUCCCGAACCCAUUUCAGCCGCCGGCGCCAGUGAUCCCAAACCCAUUUCAGCCACCUACUCCGGUGAUUCCUAACCCAUUUCAGCCGGCGCCAGCAACGGGUCUUCCUCUGCCGCCUCUGCCGUUUAUCACUCCGUCGCCGCCUCCACCAACGUUGCUACCGCCAUCGUUUUUGCCACCGUUUCUGCCGCCCAUCCCUGGGAUUCCGCCUGGUCCGCCUAGAGAGGAAACUUCUUCACCCAUCAAACAGAUCAGCCCAUGAAGGAUGAUUUUUCAUUAUAGUUAAUCAUGGUUAAAGAUUGUUUUUUCCUUUUUGAUGAUUAUGAUCUGCAUAUAUGAUUAUGUGUUAUGGAUUCGUAUAAUCUGAAAUAAGUUUAGCGUAAUAUUCUGGUUUUUUAUUUCAAUAAUAUUGUUUGAGUUUGAAUUAGAAAUAAAACUGGAGUGCUUUAUCACAUCCGUAUUACUCCUUCA